Plasmopara halstedii is the source of this 420-nucleotide messenger RNA. Its product is annotated as polyprotein. Lineage: Eukaryota; Oomycota; Peronosporomycetes; Peronosporales; Peronosporaceae. The record is from RefSeq and is a predicted model, not a curated record. Bases 1 to 420 code for a protein of 139 amino acids. The transcript has a single exon.
AUGUGCCCAUUUCAAGACGAGUUAAAGGAAACACGACCACUCAACUCGCCAAUUGCCAUUUCGGUUGCAAAUGGCAGCAAGAUCAUGGCAGCCGGGAUCGAGACAAUUCGAGUGACUUUGAAGAAUAAGGCACCAAUUCGGAUCGAGAUCGUUUUAUACGUUCCAGAUGUGGACCGAAGAUUGCUUUCGAUUUCGGCCUUAUCAGCGAAAGGACUCAAAGUCACUUUCGGCAACAAGAGUUUCACGAUCAAGACUGGUCAAGACAUCGUGACAAAGGUUUCCCAAACUGGGAAACUGUUCGUGUUGGAUUGUAUUCUAACAGAAACGGCGAACAUGAGUGAAGAAGCUGGUGAAUACACAAACCAGUUGAUGCAAGCGUCUGGCAUGCCCGAUUGGGACACCUACCGACAAAGACGCUGA